Messenger RNA from Stegodyphus dumicola, 549 nucleotides. RefSeq names its product protein KRI1 homolog. Lineage: Eukaryota; Metazoa; Arthropoda; Arachnida; Araneae; Eresidae. The record is from RefSeq and is a predicted model, not a curated record.
AUGGCAAAUUUAAGAGAAGAUGAAGAGGCUGACUAUUUAAAAUGUCUGAAAGGUCAAGAAAAAGAAGUACCAAAAGAUUUGAAAGAAGUGCCUGGUCAAAAUGAAUUGAACCUUAACGAAGAUGAUACUGAAAGUGAUUUUCAUCCUGAAAAACUUGACGAGAAAACGAAAGAGUAUUUUAAUGAUGAUUAUUAUGCUAUUCAAGAAGAAGAAUGUUCAAAAUUUUCAUAUGAUGAGGAACUCGAUACGGAAGAUUGGUACCAUUGGAUUCGAUCAAGUAAAAGUGAUGAGUGUGGUGAAGAACAACUUGAAGAAAGUGCUUCUGAAACAUCAGGUGUUGAGAUUACAAAUUCCAAAAUUUAUUCUAAAUCGCAGGUUAAGAAAGAAAUGAUUGAGUCAACUCACACAGGAAUGAUAAAGGUUAGAAAGAAAUCCUUAUUUGAUAAUAUAAUUCCUAAACUUAAACCAGUUAUGGAUCCAGAUGGCAAAACUUUUGAUGACUAUUUGGAUGAGUGUAAUCAUUUAGAUUAUGAAGUGGUCGAACUAUAA